This is a messenger RNA of Ctenopharyngodon idella (grass carp), 4939 nucleotides long. RefSeq names its product protein sel-1 homolog 3. Lineage: Eukaryota; Metazoa; Chordata; Actinopteri; Cypriniformes; Xenocyprididae. The record is from RefSeq and is a predicted model, not a curated record. Gene Ontology annotation, molecular function: protein binding. The coding region runs from base 171 to 3305 and encodes 1044 amino acids. The transcript has 23 exons.
CUGCUUUGGCAUUUGAUUACAUGAAAUCGUGCAGUGCAACAGUCGUUGACGCGGAUAUGACAACCGCAGCCAAAUAACGCAACAAUAUGAGUCUGUGUUUUCAUUUUAAUUAGAUAGAAGUUGUUUCCUUUAAUCCAAAUCUUCUGGUAGUUGCUGGUUUUUGAAGACAAAUGAUGGGAGAUUUGAGUUUUUGUUGGUUGUGUUUGCAUGUCAUUGUUUCUAUGCUUUUAACUGGCUGUCUGAGCCGAUCCAGCACAGGUAAUGUGGCUUUCCUCGACGCACCUGACGCGCCAGUCUCCAAUUGUCCUUUACGCGUUCAGUACACCUGUUAUGAGUCGUCCGAAGUACACGUUCAGGUUCUGGUUUCUUUCGAUACUGGAUCUACCUCAGUUGUUUUUCACAAAUACUGGACCUGCGAGCCCGGACGUGUCAGAACCCGAGUGAUGAUCGUGAGUUUUCCUGACUGGCUUGUGUACCGACCCGAUUGGAUAGUACGCAGUUCUGACUGGGUUCUCAGCUGUUUAUUGCGUGGCUGGAUCGGCCCUGGUGAAUCCAUCGGGCCGGGCAGGUUUUCUCUAGCCAGUGUCACGGUUCCCCUCGAUAUUCACUCACCACUGAGUCGACCCUUCAAACAACACCUGCUUUGUACCAACUGGGACACAGACCUUCUCUGGAGAGUCAGGAGAGAUGGCAUGCCACAGUGCGCAGAAGAAAAUGAGGUGACAUCUUUUCUUUCCACAUUGUAUGCCUCUACUGGUGAGCUUUAUGGCAUCAUCAAAACCCUCCAGCCAUUCAGAAAUGAAGUUUUGGAAGGGCUGAGAAUCAAAUCCAUCUAUUACCCCUGGUGUGCCGUUUCUUUCUGGGUUUUGUUGACAAAACCUUGCAGUAACCAUUUAUGUGGACUGCUGCACCACAUUGAUGUGAAAAAUAAUUAUGCCACCCCUACCUUGUUCCUCACUGACACUGGUAAGAUUCACAUCCAGGUGCAUGGAGAUGCCGGGCACUCAUCAGCGUUUCUUUCAUCGUUUAAGGUUCCUCUUCAUCAGUGGUGUCGUAUCAACCUGGAGAUUCUGGGACGAAUGGCAAAACUUUCUAUUGCAUGUACUGACGGACAGCAGAAAUUUGUUAUGAAAGCUGAUGAGCAUAUAUUUGGCAUAAACGUCAUGUUGGAUGACACGCAUGGCUAUUUUGUGCUUGGUGGAGGUAAAUUCAUACGGGGGAUUGAAGGAUAUUAUGGACCGACUACAUUCUAUCGCACACAGGGGCUCCCAGCUGACACGGAUGAGAUUCACCUUCCUCAUGUAAUAUCAAAGGUGAAUAUAACUGGAUGGUUCCAGUCUUGUCAAAAUUUCAAAUCCGAGCUUUUCCUCUCUGUGUCAAGUCACUCUCUCACUUUAAAGAGACUAUCAGACAGCUGUUUGGACACAUACACAGAGCUGCUGCUGAAUCACAGUACAGUGAACUCAACAGAGCAAUCUAUGUUCUUCGAAUCUCAAACAAAUCCUUACAGACGCCAAGUUGCACAGUUGACCAAACUACUGUCACAGAAAUAUGGCGGGGUGAAUGCUACAGCAGUGGGCAGGAUGUUGUAUGCUCUAGUCCUCCGUAAGAUCAGUACAGCUCACAGUGUGGAGGUUAUAACCAGGAUGAUGCCUUUCCUGCUGCAUUCUGGCUGCUUAGGAGACUAUAGAGCACUACAUCUGUCCUCUGUGCUCUACAGCAGUGGAAUCGGAGUCAAGAGACAGCCGUACAAGGCUUGGCUGUUGUCCCUGUUGGCAGCUCAGAAGGACUGGAGAUUGGCGCUCUUGCGUUUAGGGCACAUGCACCAUGUUGGUGACCUGGAGGUGACCCCUGACCGUGACCUUUCCUAUGCUUAUUACAUCAAUAUUGCGAGACAAACCAGCAUGGAUCAGAAGAAACCCACCCCACAGCAAACGUUUGUUGAGUUAAUACGUUUAAAUGAUGAAGAGACCCUGAAGGCCCAAACCAAUGAAAAUGACGAUCUAUUUUACUGGCUAAAGCUGCAGGCACGAAGUGGAGUGGCUGAAGCUGAGCAAGCAAUGGGUCGUAUGUUGUUCUGGGGUCAGCAAGGUGUGUCUCCAGACAUCCAGACAGCAGUGAAACACUAUGAAAGAGGAGCCAUCAAACUCAAUGACCCCGUGUCCAUGUACGACUACGCCAUUGUGCUCCUUACGGGUCAAGGAGUUCCAAAAGAUGUUCAGAAAGGCGUUACAUUCCUGAAGAAAGCAAUAGAACAGGGGUCUGUUCCCGCUCUCACAGCUCUAGGCUGGUACUUUGAGCAGUAUGAGAAGGAUUAUGAGAAGGCGGUACAUCUGUGGGAAGAAGCUGAUGCCAAAGGUCACCCUGAUGCUGCCAUGAAUUUGGGAGUUUUCUAUUCCCAGGGUCUUUAUCCUGGAGAACCUGCCGACCAGUUUAAGGCAUAUAAGUACUACUUAAAGUCAGCCCAGAGAGGACUCUUAAAUGGUGGCAUUGAAUUGGCUGAUAUUUGGAUUCAUGGGAUCCCCGGCCAAGUUGCUCGACGCCCAGCGGAGGCUGUUCUUUGGGUUAAAUGGGCAUCUGAACAGAAUGGAUAUCUGGGAACAGUCUUGAGGAACGGGCUGAAUGCCUAUUUCAAAGGAGACUGGAUCAUGUCUUUGAUUUAUUAUCUCAGUGCAGCAGAGAGCGGAUUUGAAGCUGCUCAGUUUAAUGUGGCGUACCUCUGUGAACUCAACUCAGGCUCUUUGGAUCCAGCACUGGUGACUCAUUGCAUGUUAAGAUAUUAUAAUAUGUCAAUACAGGCUCAAGUUCCAGCUCCUUAUGCUUUGAUCAGAAUGGGAGAUCUGUUGUAUGGUGAACAGGCUUUGGGCAGAAAAGAGGUUUCUGAUGCUGCAGAGAUGUACAAGAAAGCAGCUCUCAAAAACGAACCACAGGGUUGGUAUAAUCUUGGCCUGCUUGUCCAAAACGGAGAGUCUCUGCCGUUCAGUGUUCUUUCUGAGCUUAAUUUGCUACACCUUCACUUAACAGACAGACAGAAGCUUCUCAUCACUCUGUACCAAAGAUGCAGAGAGACGAAUAUCACCGAUGCAUACCUGCCAUGCACACUGGCACUGUUCAGCGCACACCUACGAUCUUUCCAAGUACAUCAGGAUACUACUAUGAAGCUCAUUGCCACAGUUUCAGCAGCAGCAAUAGGAACUCUGUCUUUUGCAUUCGGACUCUUUAAAUGGAGGACAACACCACUCCACCAAACAUCCCAAACAUCUGCUUCCAGCCAAACCCAGGGGGAGGAAGAGGAAGAAUCCUAACGGAAACUACUAGAUAACAUUUUAUUAUUCUUCCAUUAUUCUCAGUGGAUUUCCUCCAUACAAAGCACUUGUUAACCUUUGCUUUGUAAUAGGAAUAAUUGGUAACACUUUACUUAAAGUCUUUAUAUAUAAUGCAUUAAAAUUAUUUUAAUGCAUUAAUUAUGCCUUCUAAUGCAUUGUAUGGUCUUACACAGUUAUAAUAUUUGUCUAUUCACUUUUACACCUUUAGAAAGUAUAAUGCAUUAAAACAUGACAACCAAUUUUAGAUGUAACAAGAAAUCUGUAAAUAUUAUAAUGCAUUUUAACUUUGGUUACAAUUAUUUAUGAAAAGAUACAUUAUGAGUGCCUUUAUAAUGCAUUAUACAUAAAGGCUUCAAGUAAAGUGUUAAAUCCUCGUUUUGUGUCAUUGAGGCAAAAAUUUGAGCUGUCAUAUUGAUUAAUCGCGAUUAAUCACAUCUAACAUAAGUUUGCAAAUAUGUGUAUACAUGCACACCCGAAAAAAACUUUUAUGCUAGAUGCGAUUAAUCAUGAUUAAUCGCAUCUAACAAAAGUUUAUGUGCUUGUAUACACAUAUUUACAAACUUUUAUACUAGAUGCGAUUAAUCGCGAUUAAUCGUGAUCAAUCAUAUCUAAUAUAAAAGUUUGUAAAUAUGUGUAUACAUGCCGCGCGCGCACAGACUUUUGUUAGAUGCGAUUAAUCGUGAUUAAUUGAUUUGACAGCUCUAUUUUUUUUAUUGCACAGUAGUGUGCAGUUAAUGCCCUUCUUUUUUUAAAGAAAUGUCAAGUUAUCCUGUUUUUUUUUUGUGUGCUGUCAAAUCGAUUAAUCGUAAUUAAUCGCGUCUAACAUAAAAGUUUGUGUGUGUAUAUGUGUGCGCAUGUAUGUAUACACAUUUACAAACUUGUUAGAUGCAAUUAAUCACGAAUAAUCAGGAUUAAUCGCAUCUAACAAAAGUUUGUGUGCAUGUAUACGCAUUUACAAACUUAUAUUAGAUGUGAUUAAUCGCGAUUAAACGAUUAAUCACAUCUAACAAAAGUUUGUAAAUAGGUAUAUACAUGCACAAACAAACUUUUGUUAGAUGUGAUUAAACGCAUCUAAUAUAAAAGUUUUUAAAUGAGUAUACAUGCGCACAAACUUUUGUUAAAUGUGAUUAAUCGUGAUUAGUCGCAAUUAAUCGUGAUUAAUCACAUCUAACAUAAGUUUGUAAAUAUGUGUAUACAUACACGUGCACAAACUUUUGUUAGAUGUGAUUAAUCACGAUUAAUCGCAUCUAACAAAAGUUUGUAAAUAGGUGUGUACAUGCACACAAACUUUUGUUAGAUGUGAUUAAUUGUGAUUAAUCACGAUUAAUCAUGAUUAAUCACAUCUAACACAAGUUUGUAAAUGUGUGUACAUACAUGCACGCACACACACACACACACACACACACAAACUUUUAUGUUAGAUGCGAUUAAUCGCCAUUAAUCAAUUUGACAGCACAAAAAAAAAAAAAAUAUUUUUAAAAGAAGCACAUUUAACUACGCAAAGCUGUUUAAAAUCUCUAUUCAGGCUGACUUAAUAAAACUUUUUAAGUAAAACAGACUUUUUAAAUAAACUAGUGGAUAUGAUGUGAUUAAAGUACUUUUUUAAAAAGUUA